Messenger RNA from Caenorhabditis remanei, 438 nucleotides. RefSeq lists its product as uncharacterized. The record is from RefSeq and is a predicted model, not a curated record. The transcript is spliced from 4 exons. Lineage: Eukaryota; Metazoa; Nematoda; Chromadorea; Rhabditida; Rhabditidae. Bases 1 to 438 code for a protein of 145 amino acids.
AUGGCUUCGAGACUGAAAAAUCGCCAAAGAACUGCUCAACUUGAACAAUCCAUCUCCACUGAUAAGUCAACAGAAUCCAAUCAACAAACCGAUCGUCGUCCCUCAACCACCAAAGAAGACGGUGAUGAGUUUCCAGCUGCUCCAAACAUCGCUGCAAAAAUCGCUCAACGUCGACUUCCUCGUCGAACUCCAACGUCACACGUGAAAGGAGCCAGUGGAGAUCUGAUAAGACGACGAUUGAGCAAGACGAAUGACGAGCAGGGGAGUAGUAGAUCCAGUCGUUUCUCCUAUGGUAGUAGUUUCGAGAAAUCAUUCGAUGAGCCCGACAAGAAGAUACCAGAAGAAGAAUCAAAACCAGCUCCUCUACAAAGAUCUUCUGGGCCAGUGGUACCAAGUUCAUCUAGUCAAACAGUCGAUUCUGCUACGAAGACACAGUAA